Molecule: messenger RNA, 984 nt
Organism: Diaporthe amygdali
Lineage: Eukaryota; Fungi; Ascomycota; Sordariomycetes; Diaporthales; Diaporthaceae
Exons: 2
Coding region: 1-984 (327 amino acids)
Source: RefSeq, a predicted model, not a curated record
AUGACAUUUAUCCGCCCGCUGCGUCCAGUUGCUACCAGGCGGCCACAUGUCGAAUAUGACCCCGAGAAACAGCUGUCUUCGAUGCCAUCGGGUGCCUGCACCUUGCUAGCGCUGUCAAGAGGAAAUUUACUCCCCAAGUCAUCGCAGACGCAGCUUCCAGAGCGCGCUCUAGAUGAUCUCUCCUCAGAUGCGCAGCUGGAGGAAAGGGCAUCCAAGGAAACGACCCUAAAUGUUCGGCCCAACCCACAAGGACGCGUGUUCAGAUCAGUCGAAAUGACCGCUAUUUCAACCGGAACUGAUUGUGUAGACAACGAAGGACAUGGAGUCCUGCGACAGAAUGAAGAGGUCUCCUCUUCCAAAUUGUCACAUUCUCUGCGCAAAGAGCAGUUGCAGAGGGUUUUAGAUUCCCUGAUGAGUCAAGAUUCUUCAACACUCCUUCUGUGCGGGGGUGAAGAAGACUGCUGUCGCAUCAUACCUGCUCAUAUCCGUGACUCGGCAGACUCAACAGCUCAGUGGACUGAGGCCCAACGUGUUUGGAAUCAGCACAAUAUGAAUUGGAGGUCGUGGCUUCCGUGGUAUGGAGUGAAGAGUGUGUCUGUCGUCAAAGUCAAAAUAGCCGGUAAAAUGCCGCGAGUCAAGCAAGUGCCUAAGCAACCAGAGAUUUUCAUCGGGGUGUACAGACCUGAGGACACGAAAGCUGAAAUCUCUCGACUAGGAGAUAUUAAUCCCGACUUUUUCACCGACGAGUUCGAGUGUCUGCUCGACAAAUCAGAUUAUACGUGGAGCCAUGACUUAGCCUGCCCAUCGACUGCGGGUGAGCUCGAACUUGGUUGGACUUGCCCAUACGAAGAUAAUCUCAGAGCUCGAAGAAGUCUAUCGCGCCUUCAAAACCGUCCAUUCCUCUCCAUAUUGUUCUGUAAUCCAGCUCUUGCGGAAGAGCACGAGUCAAUGCAUCAGCAAUAUCUGCUGAUCAGUCACUUGUAA